Molecule: messenger RNA, 1964 nt
Organism: Magnolia sinica
Lineage: Eukaryota; Viridiplantae; Streptophyta; Magnoliopsida; Magnoliales; Magnoliaceae
Product: pentatricopeptide repeat-containing protein At4g21065-like
Exons: 1
Coding region: 12-1886 (624 amino acids)
Biological process (GO): RNA modification
Molecular function (GO): protein binding; zinc ion binding; RNA binding
Source: RefSeq, a predicted model, not a curated record
UAAAAUGGGAGAUGACAGGCAACUCUCUCCUUCCCGCCAUUCCUGAGCUGAGGAAUCUCUCUCAUCAUUCUAUCUUACACACACAAAACAUGAACGCAAUUGCUUUGAAUCACACAAGCCAUUUUCCUAAUUCCAUCAAAUCCUCAGAAAAUCCCAAUAUCAAACCCCCCAAACACCAAUCUCUCAAUCUCUCCCUUCUCAAACACUGCACCCAUUUAAGCGAUUUCAAGCAAAUCCACGCCCAAAUCAUCAAAAACCCAUCUCCCCAAACCAAUAUCCUACUUUCCAAGCUCAUCGAAUCCUUGGUGAAUUCCACCCACAUGGACUACGCCCUCCACGUCUUCGAAGAAAUGCCCGAACCAACGACGUUUGUUUAUAACACCAUGAUCAAAGGGUACGCGCUAAGCAGCAGCAGUGAAGGAAUUGAGCUCUAUAUCCGCAUGCGGUGUCGGGGUCUCGAACCUGAUAAUUUCACUUAUCCAUUCCUUUUGAAAGCCUGCAGGGAUCUCACUGAAGGAAAAGGAGUGCAUGCCUUAAUCCUCAAAACGCCAGGUUUGGGAGCCGAUGUCUACUGUCAAACCUCCUUGGUUACAUUUUAUUCCAAUUGCAGAGAUAUUGAGUAUGCACGGAUGGUUUUCGAUAACAUGUCCAAUAGAAAUGUGGUGUCUUGGACUGCAAUGGUCACAGGUUACAUGAAGCAGAAAAGGUACAUGGAUGGGCUUGCACUGUUUCAUGAAAUGCAAGGUGCAGAGAUCGAGCCAAAUGAAUUGACAUUGGUAAACGUCCUUACGGCUUGUGCCCAUCUUGGAGCUUUGGAGAUGGGUAGGUGGGUUCAUAGAUUCAUCGAUAGGAAUGGAGUCUUCAUCAAUCCUACCCUUGGUACUGCCCUCAUCGACAUGUAUGUGAAAUGUGGGUACAUCCACAAAGCUUCCCAAGUGUUUGAAAAGCUCCCACAGUGGAGUGUUUGUACAUGGAAUUCAAUAAUUGGAGGACUUGCCAUGCAUGGUUAUGGGGAGAUGGCGCUUGAGAGGUUCGAACAAAUGCAAAUGAGUGAAACAAGACCAGAUAAAGUCACGUUUAUGGGAGUCUUACUGGCUUGCACUCAUUCGGGAUUGGUCGACAAAGGCACACAAUAUUUCUAUUCAAUGCAGAAGAAGUACGGUAUUGAACCCAGUAUCAAGCAUUAUGGGUGCUUUGUAAAUCUUCUCGGAAGGGCAGGUCUUUUACAAGAGGCUUAUAAGACUAUCAAAAACAUGCCGAUGGAACCCAACGGAGUUCUAUGGGGGGCAUUGCUCAAUGCUUGUAGUUCCCACGGCAAUGUCGAGUUAGCUGAGAUUGCGAUGGAACAUCUCAUUGAAUUGGAGCCGCUCAAUGAUGGGAACUAUGUCCUCCUGUCGAACAUAUAUGCCUCUAAAGGCCGGUGGGAUGAUGUUGCUAAGGUGAGGAGAUUCAUGAAAGAUAGGGGGAUUUUGAAGACACCUGGUUGUAGUUCGAUCGAGGUUGACAACGCAGUACAUGAAUUCAUGGCUGGUGAUAGCUCACACCCUCUAUCUAAGGAGAUAUAUUCCAUGUUGGAUGAUGUUGCAAUGAAAUUGAAGGCAGAAGGAUAUGUACCUAAAACUGGCCAUGUGUUGCAUGAAAUUGAUGAGGAAGAGAAAAGGCAAGCCCUAUGUCAUCACAGCGAAAAGUUGGCCAUUGCCUUUGGUCUUGUCAGCACGAGUCCUAGGACUCCAAUGAGGAUAGUGAAGAACCUUCGUGCAUGUAGCGAUUGCCAUAUUGCAACCAAGUUGAUCUCAAAGAUCUAUGAGCGGGAGAUAAUCGUUAGGGAUCGAAACCGCUUCCACCAUUUUAAGGAUGGAGCUUGUUCAUGCAAAGAUUAUUGGUGAAUGAUGCAAGGCCCUGAAGGCUGCUGGAGAGGUGGAUCCAUUGGUAUCAUAGUGGUGAAUUCUGAGACAAUUGCAUCA